AUGGCGGACGAGGAUUACAACACCUCCAUCAUCUAUGACUCCGAGUACCCUGAUGAUUUUGACUCCAUCGUGGUCUUAGAGGAGGUAUCUCCCCUCCUGGAAGCUAGGGUGGCCAGGAUCUUCCUGGUCGUAGUGUACAGCAUUGUCUGCUUCCUCGGGAUCCUGGGCAAUGGCCUGGUCAUCGUCAUUGCCACCUUCAAGAUGAAGAAGACCGUGAACACUGUCUGGUUCCUCAACUUGGCUGUGGCAGACUUCCUGUUCAAUGUCUUCCUGCCACUCCACAUUGCCUACGCCGCCAUGGACUACCACUGGGUUUUUGGCACUGCCAUGUGUAAGAUCAGCAACUUCCUGCUUAUUCACAACAUGUACACCAGCGUCUUCCUGCUGACCGUCAUCAGCUUUGACCGCUGUGUCUCCGUGCUCCUCCCUGUCUGGUCUCAGAACCACCGUGGUGUCAGGCUAGCCUACAUGGCAUGCAUGGUCAUCUGGGUCUUAGCUUUCUUCUUGAGUUCCCCAUCCCUCGUCUUCCGGGACACAGCCAACCAGCAUGGGAAAAUAUCUUGCUUCAACAAUUUUAGCCUGUCGGUGGCCCGCUCUUCCCCACAGUCUGCUCAAGCCCAGCUGGACACUGUGGGGUACACUCGGCACAUGGUAGUGACCGUCACCCGCUUCCUCUGUGGCUUCUUGGUCCCCGUCCUCAUCAUCACAGCCUGUUACCUCACCAUUGUCUGCAAGCUGCGGCGCAAUCGCCUGGCCAAGACCAAGAAGCCCUUCAAGAUCAUCAUCACCAUCAUCGUUACCUUCUUCCUCUGCUGGUGCCCCUACCACACGCUCUAUCUCCUGGAGCUCCACCACACUGCCAUGCCUGGCUCCAUCUUCAGCCUGGGUUUGCCCCUGGCCACUGCCAUCGCCAUCGCCAACAGCUGCAUGAACCCCAUUCUGUACGUCUUCAUGGGCCAGGACUUCAAGAAGUUCAAGGUGGCCCUCUUCUCUCGCCUGGUCAAUGCUCUGAGUGAAGAUACAGGCCACUCCUCCUACCCCAGCCACAGGAGCUUUACCAGGAUGUCAUCGAUGAAUGAGAGGAACUCCGUGCAUGAGCGGGAGACCAGUAUGCUUUGAGCCUCACCUAGGAAACCCUCAAUGGACACUGCCAACCCAAGAAACUCAAAAGUAGGCCUUCUGAAGACCAAGGCAGGAACCGCCUCAGCACCCACCAGGGCCCGCUGUAUUUUGAAUGGGCAUGGACAGUGUUUUAAGCUGGAAACCCAGAGCUUGGAUACCCCUUCUCC
This is a messenger RNA of Orycteropus afer afer, 1289 nucleotides long. It is a transcript of the gene CMKLR1, whose product is annotated as chemerin chemokine-like receptor 1. The record is from RefSeq and is a predicted model, not a curated record. Gene Ontology annotation, cellular component: plasma membrane. Gene Ontology annotation, molecular function: G protein-coupled receptor activity; complement receptor activity. Gene Ontology annotation, biological process: positive regulation of macrophage chemotaxis; chemotaxis; phospholipase C-activating G protein-coupled receptor signaling pathway. NCBI's taxonomy places the organism in Eukaryota, Metazoa, Chordata, Mammalia, Tubulidentata, Orycteropodidae.